GCAUCUUUCACCGCACCGCUCGCUCUUCACUGUGUUGCGAUCGCUAAGAGUCUCUUAAAAUGUCUUGGUCUUCUUCUGUCUAUCCUCCCCCUCCUCCUCCUCCUCCUCCGCGUCAUUCUCGUUCUCGUUCUCCUUAUCGAGGCUCUUAUCCUCCACGUGGCCACUCGGACUCAUACCCGCCAGCAGACCCGUACCGUCCGGAGUGGGACGCGUAUGACAGAGACAGAUGGGCUUAUGACCGCGAGAAGCCGGCGUAUGAUUAUGGGCGGAGAGGGAGGAGUCGAAGUCCCCCAGCCGAAGAAGCCGGUCGGAAGAGACGCCGCUCUGCUUCACCGUUUGAGAAGGAGCGGUUCGAUCCGCGCCCGAGGUACGCAGAUGACUACGACGCCCAUUCUCGGUCGUAUGGCGGGUAUUCCCCGCGCCGGGGUGCAUAUCCACAACCCGGUCGCCGACCGCCGGCGGAUCCGUACACGCUUGACUACCCCGCGACUUUGAAGGUGUAUGCCGAGUGGUUCCGCUAUUACUACCCACAACAGGCCAUCGACGAGGACAAUGCCGACAAAGCAGCUGAACAAGAAGCGGGAGAUGGGUCGCGGCCACGUAACGGCAUCAGAACGCGAUGGGAAAAGUACAAGAAGGAUUUCGCCGCGUCGCAGCUUCAAACAAUGUUUGACCACCAUCGAAAGUCGCCUUGGUUCGCGGAGAAGUAUGAUCCUUCUCCCGAAUUUGUUACACUGCGAAAGCGAGUGAGGAAAGAUGGGUGGAGGGGUCGGUUAAACGCUUUCAUCGACGAUCUAGAGGCUGGCAAAUUCGAUCCAGACGUCAACCAGGCUGCAUCAGAGCCCGCGUCGUUCACAAAGGAGGAUGGAGAUACGACAUUCGAAGACGCAGAUGCAGACGGUGUUGCUCCUACAGACGAGAAAGCUGUUGAGAAUGCAGUAUUAGAUGGUGACGAUGAGGGUGGUGACAACGAAGGUGGAAAAGUUGAAACUAACGGAAAGGGGUUUUUGGAUGCGAAGCGUAAUAACCGUGGCGAGGAGAUGUCAGUUUUGCCAGAGGGCAAUCAGGUUAUGAUUCGGACCAUUCCGCCAGACAUCGGUCGGGUCAAGCUCGAGGCAGCUCUUGAGAACAUUCCAGGUUAUGUCUACCUUGCUCUAGGAGAUCCUCUUCAGAAGAGAAACUACUACCGUGCCGGGUGGUUGAAGUUUCGCGACGAUGCCGAUAUGCCUGCCGCGAUGUCAGAUCUGAACGAGAAGAAGAUCGAAGGAUUCAAACUCCAUGUCAUGCACAACACUGAGCCUUUCAGGAACCGCAUUCGGUAUGCCCCUGAGGUGGCGAGUAGACCUGAGAGACUUGAGAAAGAUCUUGAGAAGGCCAAAGCAAUCGCUUCUCUCCUAGAAUCGGAAUAUUUGGACCUGCGGAGGAUGAAAUUUCCCCGCCGGGUAGAACAGAUCGGUACAGGCGAAGAGGAUGCCAAUGGGAACGUGGAACAAGACGUUACAAUGGCUGAGACUGAAGUAAUCGAUGAUGCUACAGACGAUCCUGAGCCCAUCGAGAAGGGUACAGAUGCUAUCGAACGCAGAAUUGAGAAGCUUGUUGCAGAGCUGAGAGAGUCAGGCUCGCAGGAGUUUGGUGACGAAAAGGAGGUGAGUCUGAAAAAGACAGAGCUGUCGCUUGACCUGUAUUUGGCAUAUCUUCGUUCAGCGUUUCACACAUGCUAUUACUGCGCAGUCAUAACCGAUCAUCUUGAGGAACUGCAGCGCAAGUGUAUAAUGCAUGUAAGAAAGCCAUUAUCGAAGGCGCUAAAGGAUGAGAUCAAGGCAGCAGAAGCCGACAAAGCCGCCAAAGACGAGGAGCAAGAGGUGGACAAGGAGAAAGAAAAAGACAAUCCUACCAAACCCGCGGAUGGGAGAGAUUGGAAACGGAAUGACGAACGAUGGCUGGAAUGGCUAGACUCGAAGAUAGCCCUCCUCAUCGACCGAGACGGCGUUGAUCCUCGUCAGUAUGGUGGCAAGAGCUAUGAUGAGGAGCUGUCGAAAGCUGUAGAGCCCUUCGUCAAGCAGGAGGACGAGGGUAAGUUCCGCUGUAAGACGUGUCAGAAGCUCUUCAAGGCUACUUCGUUUGUCGAAAAACAUAUUGCGAACAAACACGGGGAGCUGGUGAAGCAUUUGGACGACAUCCCUUAUUUCAACAACUUCGCUCUCGAUCCGCACCAUAUCCAACCAUUUUCACAUCCACCUGCCGCAACUGGCAAUAAUCAAGCGCCACCUCCCCAGGCCUAUGGCCUUCCAGGGCCCGUGACUUAUCCCCCUCCCGGCGACUACGGUCGUGGUGGUCCAUAUCAUCCAGCAUACGCUGAACGCCAUGGCUUUCCGCAGGCGCCGCCUGCCCUCUAUCCUGGUACUGUCUACUGGGACCCGUACACGUACCCUUACACUCCUGGUACAUACCCUCCUGCUCGUCGAGAUGAAGGACUCGGUGCCAAACGGUUGAGCGAUCGCAUCAGCGGAUAUGCGAUCGGAUAUGAUCCUUCCUCAGAGCCUACCAAUGUACCAGCAUCUGCUGGUUUGCCCCCUAAGCCGGCAGCUGCGGCACUCGAGGCUGUGCCUAUGGAAGAGAAUCGCGGCCGGAGAGGCGGACGUAGGGGUGGCAGAGGAGGCGACGCGAGCGGUCCGCCCCCGCCCCCGCCGCCGGAUGCGAAGGAAGAUCCCAGAGCGGCAGCUGGAAAGAAAGUCAGCUACCACGACAUGGACCUUGUCGCCGAGGGCGACGUGGAGUUGCAGUAUUGACCUAUCAUGGCGUCGUCGUCUGAUUCAACGUGUAAUUUUUUGCUCAGCAUUAUUUUGGACAAGCGUACGACUGUUUUAUUUGGUGUCCAGGCUGCGAAGUGGUCCGGUGUGCUUCCGGUGUUGAUGUCGGCGUUAGCUGAUAGUUGUAUAUAGUCAAAACCGCCAGUCCUGCUUUUUAUCUGUUUAAAUGAUGAUCGUUGCGCUUAGAAUUGAUCUCGCGGUAGGUAACGUUCAGAUCUCUAUCAGUAGGCGUCGCAGGAAGAGAGUCGUUGCUGGGUGCACGCUGGGAUGUGGCGCAACGACCUUUCCUUAUCAGAUUGCAUUCGCACAGGGGUAACGAUAGGCACAGAAUAGAUUGAAGUUUGUUUGGCCU
Messenger RNA from Heterobasidion irregulare TC 32-1, 3162 nucleotides. RefSeq lists its product as uncharacterized. The transcript has 12 exons. Gene Ontology annotation, cellular component: nuclear body. The coding region runs from base 60 to 2789 and encodes 909 amino acids. The record is from RefSeq and is a predicted model, not a curated record. NCBI's taxonomy places the organism in Eukaryota, Fungi, Basidiomycota, Agaricomycetes, Russulales, Bondarzewiaceae. Gene Ontology annotation, biological process: mRNA processing; primary miRNA processing.